Molecule: messenger RNA, 1206 nt
Organism: Ostreococcus lucimarinus CCE9901
Lineage: Eukaryota; Viridiplantae; Chlorophyta; Mamiellophyceae; Mamiellales; Bathycoccaceae
Exons: 1
Coding region: 1-1206 (401 amino acids)
Source: RefSeq, a predicted model, not a curated record
AUGGAGGCGACGGAGGCGGAGGCGUACGCGACGCUUCGGGACGCCGAGCGCGCGGCGCUCGAGGUGGAGGUGCCGUGCGCCAUGGCCGAGGUCGAGCACGAGUUUCGCGCGGUGAGCGCGGCGAGGGCGUUGGAGACGCGACGGGCGAUGGUGAGGCUGCGAGCGCUGCUGCCGGUGAGGAUCGAUGAGGAACGAGGGAGCCGCGAGGCGCCGCGAGGCGUGCGCGCGUGCGAGUGGCGAGUGCCGGACGCGAUCGACGAUCGAGGGUUCGACGCGCACGAACUCGCGGCCGGGUUGGGGGCUUUGAUGCAUUUCAGCGCGCUCGCGUCGCGGUAUCUCGACGCGCCGCGAUUGCACAGAGGAUCGCACGCGGCGUCGCAGUCGUACGUGUGGGCGCCGACGAGCGCGUGGGACGACGUCGACUCGUCGGUGUGGGAGAAUAAAGGCACGGUUCACGUUCGUGAUUUCGCGGGCGUGAAUUCAGAGCGUUUGGAGCUAUUUCUACCGCGCGCGGUCGUCGAAGGAUCGUGCGAUCCCGCGUCGGUUCGCGAGAGCAGACUGCGGCUCAAGCGAGCGAUUCGACUGUUGACGAGAUCCGUCUCGGUCAUGUGCGCGCACCAAUCGCGAGAGUGCGGCGUGAUCGCGCCGCCUAAUUGGGGACCAUUUUCUCAACUGUGUGCGCUCACUUCGGCGGUGGCGAAAGGAGAAGAGACGACGACGACGGCGCCGCAACGCGCGCCCGCGCGGCGACAAACGCCGCCACAAAUUUUGCGCACCUCCACGAACGAUCGCCGCCGCGAGUCCGUGGAGAGUUUUGAAUCACGAGACAUGGUUCAACCCGUAACAGACGGCGCGCACCGCGGCGAUGUGGUUAAACGCGCGGUGUCGUCGACAAUAGCGGAAAUUUCGCGAAACCAUUGGUUUUCCGCUCACGCGUCGACGCCGCGAGAAUCCAACGCGAUCGUCGACGACGACGAGUUGCUUUUUGAGACUUUAAACGCCGGUGAUUUCUUCAUCGAUCACGAUUCAGUGGACGAUAUCGGUGGCUGGGAGGCGAUUCACGGCAAUCGUUUGCGCCCAGCGGCGGUCGAAGACGCCGUCGCCCCAGUCUCGAACCGCGGCCUCGUCUUACCGCCACCACCCAGCGCGGUGGACGACAUAGAGCAUUGGGAGCGCGCCAUGCUGGUGGAUAAUGCUGGUGGAUAA